AAGAAGUCAACCGGAUGUGGAUAUGCUCGUUAGCUAAGCUAAUUCCUGGGACAGCCCGUAGCACGUCGCCCACUGUUAGUUGCAGUCAACCCUCCUCCCUUGGUGCUGCUCACUGAACUAACAGACGCAAUCGUCAAACCGGACUGAAAAUGCUGUCCUACAUCAUUGGCCUGAUCCGAGGCGGCUUCGACAGCAUCAUCAACCUCAUCUUCAGGCUCCUGUUCUCAAAGAGGAGAGCUGCCAUCACACUAGAGGACCCCAACAUCAAGUACGCACUGCGGCUCAUAGACAAAGAGAUCGUCAGCCAUGACACCAGGAGGUUCCGCUUUGCUCUGCCUUCACCCGAACACGUCCUGGGACUCCCCAUCGGUCAACACAUCUAUCUGUCUGCAAAGAUCGAUGGGAAGCUUGUCGUGCGCCCGUACACGCCGGUGUCCAGCGACGACGACAAAGGCUACGUGGAUCUGGUGGUGAAGGUUUACUUUAAAGACGUCAACCCUAAAUUCCCGGAGGGUGGGAAGAUGAGUCAGUUCUUGGAGAGCCUCAGGAUCGAUGACACCAUCGACUUCAGAGGCCCGAGCGGCCUCCUGGUUUACAAGGGCAAAGGUGUUUUUGCCAUCCAGCCCGAUAAGAAGUCUCCAGCUGUGACGAAGACGGCCAAACACGUGGGAAUGAUCGCUGGAGGAACCGGAAUCACUCCCAUGCUGCAGCUCAUCACAGCGGUGGUGAAGGAUCCUCAGGACCAGACCGUGUGUUACCUGCUGUUCGCCAACCAGACUGAGAAGGACAUCCUGCUGAGACCAGAGCUGGAGGAGAUUCAGGCGAACCACCCGGACCGCUUCAAGCUGUGGUUCACCGUCGACAGAGCACCUGAAGACUGGGAGUACAGCCAGGGCUUCAUCAAUGAGAGCAUGGUCAGAGAUCACCUGCCGCCUCCCAGCGACGACACCCUCAUCCUGAUGUGCGGCCCUCCGCCAAUGAUCCAGUUCGCCUGCAACCCCAACCUGGACAAAGUGGGCCACUCGGAGAGCCGCCGGUUCACCUUCUAGACGUCCGUCCACGCAGAGGAGGAAGAGGAUAUGUCCAGGUUUGGAUAUUUAAGGGCGUCCAGUUAUUUUUGUCUCAGCCCUGGAAGCUUUAAAGCACUCGUACAGCUGCAGUGGAUAUUGCACUACGUAUACUAUAUUAAAAAAAAAGAUAUAUAUAUAUAUGCCGUGAUAUUUAUCAUGCAAAACAAUCGCAGCAAGGACCAACUCGUGUAGAUCAGGUGGAAGGACGUGGAGUCGCGUUUUAAGAACCUGCUGUGGCCUCAUGUUUCAGAGGACGUUGAUGUUUACUGGUUGAUUUCGGAGUGCCUUAACACCUGCAAACACCGCUUUGUUUUUUUUGUCUUUUAAUGCACCACUCGCUUCCAUCACAACGUGCUAACGUUCACAGAUCAAAGCUGGCUCAGAGUGAAACUCGUUACGUCAAAGAUGUUGAUAUUUUGCUAGAAAAACGUGGUGUUACUGACGUCUUUGCUGUAAAGUCAGGCCGCUUGUGUUUUAUAUGCAACAUAAAGACAACAACAACUGCUCUUCUGUUA
This is a messenger RNA of Mugil cephalus (flathead mullet), 1585 nucleotides long. RefSeq names its product NADH-cytochrome b5 reductase 3. Lineage: Eukaryota; Metazoa; Chordata; Actinopteri; Mugiliformes; Mugilidae. Bases 150 to 1049 code for a protein of 299 amino acids. Gene Ontology annotation, molecular function: oxidoreductase activity; FAD binding. The transcript has 9 exons. The record is from RefSeq and is a predicted model, not a curated record. Gene Ontology annotation, cellular component: mitochondrion.